This is a messenger RNA of Zerene cesonia (dogface butterfly), 1630 nucleotides long. RefSeq lists its product as uncharacterized. Gene Ontology annotation, cellular component: membrane. The annotation marks the transcript as partial. Gene Ontology annotation, molecular function: hexosyltransferase activity. The transcript is spliced from 7 exons. NCBI's taxonomy places the organism in Eukaryota, Metazoa, Arthropoda, Insecta, Lepidoptera, Pieridae. The record is from RefSeq and is a predicted model, not a curated record.
UUAGAAACAUUCACAAAUCAUUCUCGACUCUUGUCAAAUUAAAUCGUAUUUUCAUGUAAAUAAUAUAUUGUAAUGUUUUGUGUAAAUAGUUAAAUAAACAGAUGAAAUAAAGUGAAUAAAUAAAUAGUGUUCAGUGUUAUUAAGGACGUCAACUUCGUAAACAUUGAUGGCACGUGAUGACACGCAGCAAUGGGAAGACGAUGAUCAGCUAUAUUCCAGUAGAGAUAGUGAUGACAGUCCCUUAUUGUCAUACAGAUAUGACAGAAGUAGAAGAUAUGCACCGUACAGUAGAGAAAUUAAACCGGAGAGGGAGAGGCGGUGGCCGGUGACGGUGAUAGCGAAGUUCUCACUCUUCAGCACCGCCAUGAUAUUGUUUUGUGUUUUAAUGUAUAUACCGGUGUAUAAUAGAGCCAACGACCAGAUGCCAAAAGUAGCCGUAGCCGGCUGGUCGAUACACACGAACAGAGAUACGAAAAUAUACGUCCAACCAGACAACGUGACCACGAUACACGAACCGAAGGACGUGUGUCCCAAGAGCAGUAGAAAUAAAAAAAACAAUCUCUUCCUUCUCGUUGUUGUGUGCUCGUCCACGAUACAUUUCGAUAGGCGCAAUGCGAUACGAGAAACCUGGGGGAAUUACAGGAACUAUCUGAAUUCGUCGAAGAUUUUCCACGCCGCUCGCGAGAAAUACAAAAACUACAAUUACACAUACGAUUUGUACAGUGAAUCUAAUAAUACGGUCGAUAGAAAGAAACGCGGCAUCGCCAGCUUUGGCCAGCUACUGCCGGAAUUGGCGAAGGCAUUGAAAGAUAAUAUAGUCACCGAUGGACCAGUUGAGAAACGCUUCGAAGACGAGAGCGAUGAGAAAAUGUUGCCAGAAUUCGAUAUGAACAAAGAAUUGGGUGAAAAUGACGAUGUGGAUUACGAUUAUGAAUCUAAUAUAAUGAAAAUACCACCGAAAGGCUAUGAGGAUGAUAUCGAUUUGGACAAAGUCAUUGCGAUGUUGAAGAACGUGAAAGAUUUCCCGAAAGAGGAGAUACUUGAAGAAGACACUGGCAACACUGUGCCCGAUUACAAAGUUGUGUUUUUAUUGGGGUUGCCAUCUAGUGAUAAUAGUAGUGAUAUCCAGGAUAAAAUAGACGAGGAGGUAGAAAAAUAUGGUGAUGUAAUCCAAGAGGGAUUUAUUGAUUCUUAUAAUAAUUUAACUUUAAAAUCAAUAAUGAUGCUGAAAUGGGUUACGAAUAAUUGUAAUGAAAGUGUCCGCUACAUCCUGAAAACGGACGAUGAUAUGUAUAUAAAUGUGCCAAAUUUAAUAAGUAAUUUACGAAACCGAUCGAAGAUACACGACGGGAGCGGACGCGGGGAGAAGGAGUACCUACUGAUCGGCGAUCUCAUCUGCGGGGCGAGACCCGUCCUGGACACGAGUAAUAAAUGGUACAGCCCCCGUUACAUGUACGGCGGCAGCGUGUACCCGCGGUACCUGUCCGGUACGGGGUACGUGUUCUCGGCGCCGGCCGCGCUCGCGCUGUACCGCGCCGCGCUGCGGACCAGCUACUUCCACCUGGAGGACAUCUAUAUUACUGGCAUAUGCGCCGCGCGCGCCUCGCCGCGCGUGGUGCCGCGCGACGAG